Aspergillus campestris IBT 28561 is the source of this 975-nucleotide messenger RNA. RefSeq names its product DUF3712 domain-containing protein. NCBI's taxonomy places the organism in Eukaryota, Fungi, Ascomycota, Eurotiomycetes, Eurotiales, Aspergillaceae. The coding region runs from base 1 to 975 and encodes 324 amino acids. Gene Ontology annotation, cellular component: fungal-type vacuole membrane. The record is from RefSeq and is a predicted model, not a curated record. The transcript has 4 exons.
AUGUCUAAAGCUGGGGUCACUGCGGUGGGCGUGAGCGAUGUGUCGUCGAGGCCCUCGCUUGGGCGGCGAGUGGCCGCUCACUUUAAGCGCUGGUGGUGGGUCCACGUUAUCAUCUUCAUCGCGGUCGUCCUGGUGAUCGCUCUUCCUGUUGUGUACGUCGGAUAUCCGAACAUCGCGCAGGAUGAUAUCAACGAGUCCACUCUGAAGAUCACCGCGAUGGCCAUCACGGAGCCUGCGACGGACGCCUUCACCUUGAAACAGACCCAGGUGAUCGGCACAGACAGCAUCUUCCACCCGACGAUCUUCGCCUUCGAUGCCGCAGUGUCGCUGCUCGGGUCCGCCGCGUUCGCGACGGUCCGCGUGCCGGAGAUCAAGGCCAAUGAUGGCACGAAGAUGGACAUCGAUCAGCGCUUGGACCUGGCCAGCGUGGAUGCCUUCAAGGACUUCUCCAAGGCGGUGAUGCUCGAGAAGGAGGUUAAGCUCAAUGUUUAUGGCGUGCCCAACCUGAAGCAGGGGGCUCUGCCGACUAUCGACGUGACUUACAACAAGACCGUCACCAUGAAGGGCCUGAACAAGCUCGAGGGCUUCAAACUCAGCAAGAUGCACCUCGCCAAGGGCCCCAACGGCUCCAACCUCAAGGGCGAAGUUUUCAUUCCCAACCCAUCCGUCAUGACAAUCACCAUGGGCAACGUAACCCUCGACCUCACCGUCGACGGCAAACCCAUCGGCCAAUCCUUCCUCAACGAACUCGUCCUCAAGCCCGGCGACAACACCCUCGACAUGUCCGCCAAUACGGACCUGAUGGCCGUCACCAAGCUGCUCCCCAAGUACAAGAACAACAUCAUCCCCGUCGACAUCACGGGCAACUCGACGACCUACAACGGCCAGGAUCUGCCUUAUUUCGCGGCUGCGCUGGCGGCGAAUAAGUUGCAGGUGGAUUUGGAUGUGGGCGAGAUUCUGAAGGGAAGUGAUUGA